AUGACACAAGAAUACAAAGUUGAAAUAAAAGACAAUGAUACUGAUAUGGUAGGGAUCGAAGAACUGAAGAAAGGAGACAAUUGCAAAAAUGAAAAUGAGCAACCUGAAAAUAACAAUACAAAUGAACACGCUGAAAAUAAUAAUACAAAUGAACAAGCUGAAAAUAAUAAUACAAAUGAACAAGCUGAAAAUAGCAAUACAAAUGAACAAGCUGAAAAUAGCAAUACAAAUGAACAUGCUGAAAAUAAUAAUACAAAUGAAAAACGAACUUACAAAACAAUUUUUAAAAAUAUAAUUUCACCAAAAAAUGAUAAUAUGUGCUAUGAUGCAAAGGAUGUAGAUGGUAAAAAAAUGAAAAAGAAAAAGAGCAAGAACAAGAAUAGUGAUAAGAAUGAGGAUAAAUCAAAGAUGGAUGAAAAGUUUAUUACAUAUAAGAUACCAAAAUAUUUAAGAAAAAGAAAUAUAAAAUGUCCAUUUAUAUAUAAAGAAGUAUUUUAUGGAAAAUAUGGGAUAGUGAAUUAUGAUUUACAAGGAAGUAAUAAAGAAACUUUAGUUAUAACUUUUCAUGGAUUGAAUGGUACUAACUUAACAUUUUUAGAAAUUCAAAAAAUAUUAAUUCGAUAUAAAUUUCAAGUUCUUAAUUUUGAUUUGUAUGGACAUGGAUUAUCUGCAUGUCCAAAAUAUAGCCAUAAAAAUAAAACAUAUGGUAUUGAUUUUUUUUUAUCUCAAACUGAAGAAUUAUUAACACAUUUAAAUUUAUUAGACAGAAAUUUUUAUUUGAUUGGCUUUUCUAUGGGAUGUAUUAUUGCUACUAGUUUUGCAAAAAAAUAUAUUAACCAAGUUAAAAAAAUUAUUUUAAUAUCACCUGUUGGGGCUUUAGAAAAAAAACCAUUUUUAGUAAAAUUAUUAAAAAUUUUCCCAUACAUAAUUAACAUAUCCUCUUUCUUUAUGCUACCAUAUCUUAUUUCAAAACGAAAUUUCAAAAAAAAAAAAAAUACCAAUGAUAUGGAUUCCGAAGAUGAGGCACUCUAUUAUAUGUACAACAGAAUAAUGUGGCAAGCUUUUGUUAAAAAAAAUAUUACACAUUCUAUUUUAGGUUGUAUUAAUAACUUAAAAAUGUGGAGUUCCCAUGAAACAUUUAAAGAAGUUGGUCUCCAUCAUAUACCUGUUUUAAUUUUAUGCGGAGAUAAAGAUAAUAUAUGUAGUCUACAUGUACUUAAAAAUACAUCCAACCUUUUUCCUAAUUCACAUCUUAUUAUAUUUAAAAAUGCUUCUCACUUAGUUAUUGUAGAUAAAAGCAGAGAAAUUAAUUCAUGUGUUCUUAUAUUUUUCUUAUCCUCAAAUACCACAGAUUUGAAAUCAUGUCAACAUUUGUUUCCAAGUGGUAAUAUAGAGACAUAA
Plasmodium vinckei vinckei is the source of this 1401-nucleotide messenger RNA. RefSeq names its product alpha/beta hydrolase, putative. Lineage: Eukaryota; Apicomplexa; Aconoidasida; Haemosporida; Plasmodiidae. The transcript has a single exon. The record is from RefSeq and is a predicted model, not a curated record. Bases 1 to 1401 code for a protein of 466 amino acids.